CGAAAUGAUGGCUGCAGCAGCACAAGAACAACAAGUCCAAACCCAACUGAACCGAUUCAAGAAUAACCUUGGUGAACUAUUGCAGCCUGGCCUUAGCCCUGAUAUCAUGGAUGUUGAUUAUGAGUUCAAAGAUGAUGAAGAGGAUAAUGUGGACUUCUUGCAUAUCGAUCUGAUGGACCUUUAUCCCAUUCUUAAUAGUAAUAAGAGAUAUAUAGAAAAGCUGAAGAAUUUUAGAAAUAGUUUUCAUAAAAUAUCUAUGUUUUAUCUUCUUCCAAAAGAAAGUGACUCAAAGAGAACCCUUCAGCUUAGAAUUAUACAACCUAUUCUAUCAAAAGUCAUUCACAAAAUUGAAAUUUCCGAUUUCACAAUACACACUAAAUGUCUCAAGAAAGCAUUUGCUACUUUAUAUAUAGUCAAAGACAUAAAAUUCAACUUCUGAGAUCUGCACACCGCAGACCUUCUGCCCUCAGCCACUCAGAUCCCGUACAAGACCAGCACUCUCUAUUUGAUCAAUUGCAGGAACCCCUCUCGCUCGCUUGGAUGCCCGAAGGAAUUCGAAGAUGUGUUUAACUUCGUCAGUCGUUGAGGCUUAAGACAUUCCUUGGGAGAGAUCAUUGUUAGGGAUAUUGACAGAGACCAGAAUACUAGUGAAGAGAUGGUAGAAAAAUAUGGGUUGGAGAAUAUGAGCAUUAACAUGCUUGCUUUCGGAGAGACUUUUCCUAGAAGACAAAUCAAGAAGAAGAAAUCUAAGUGUAUUAUUCAAUAG
Molecule: messenger RNA, 766 nt
Organism: Moneuplotes crassus
Lineage: Eukaryota; Ciliophora; Spirotrichea; Euplotida; Euplotidae
Source: the annotation of a GenBank genome assembly